This is a messenger RNA of Prosopis cineraria, 1024 nucleotides long. RefSeq lists its product as uncharacterized. The record is from RefSeq and is a predicted model, not a curated record. Lineage: Eukaryota; Viridiplantae; Streptophyta; Magnoliopsida; Fabales; Fabaceae. The transcript has a single exon. Bases 72 to 854 code for a protein of 260 amino acids.
AACCUAACAACCAACCCUCCAGUCUUCACCUUCUUUGAUCUCCAUCUCCUUCUUCCACAUCAUAUCACUUCAUGGAACCUCAACCUCAAACCCUAGAUUUCGCCUCCACCGUCGACACCUCCUCGGCUUUCCGCUCCGUCAAGGAAGCCAUCGCCGUCUUCGGCGAGCGCCUUCUCGUCAAAGAAAUCGGCUCUCCCUCGCCCUCGCCAGCUUUGAAGCCGAUCAAGCGAGAGAAUUCGUGGAGGUUCACGUCGAGUCCGGUGACGACGACAGCGAUAAAGGGAGAAGAUGAUGUUAGUUACAACUACAACGAUCAUCAGAAGAAUUAUAACAAUAAUAAUAGCAAUGGACUUUUGGAAACCCUAAAGAAGGUUGAAGCAGAGCUGGAGGAGACGAAGAUGGAGCUGAAGCAGUUGAAGGAAAGAGAGAAUGAUACGGAGGUGGCAUUGGCGACACUCAACGCAGAGCUUCACAAGAACAUGUCGAAGCUGGCUCAGGCUGAGGCGGCCGCCGCUGGGAAGGCCGCGGGGAAAACGGUGAGGUUUGAUGAGAGGCUGAAUCAUUACAAGGACGAUGAUCAUGAUUAUGUUAACAAAGGAGAGAUUGUGAUAGAGGAAGAAGAAGUGAAGAAGAAGAAGAAGAAAAAGGAAACUCUGGCUCAGAUUCUAAGUGUUGGGGAGAGAGAAAGUUAUAAUAAUAAUUAUUAUUAUUUGGGAGAGAAAAUGGGGGAAAGAAAAAUGAAGAAGAAGAUGAAGCCAAUAAUUCCACUCGUGGGCGGGUUUUUUUCUAAGAAAAAAGGAUCUCCUACUAAUCACCAUAAUCCUCUCUAUGCGUCUCCUUUCUUCUAUGAUUGAAAAAUUAUCAUUAAAUACAUGUUUGCAUUUUGGGUUUUAAUUUUGUCGUUUUGUCAACAAAAUGUAUUUCUUUUUUUCUAUUUUUUAAUUUGUUUAAUUCUUGGUAAAUGUACUGUGUGUAAAAAAACCAAUGUAUGCCUAUGUAACAUACAAUUUUAUAUCUUUAGUCA